This is a messenger RNA of Hyposmocoma kahamanoa, 1254 nucleotides long. RefSeq names its product DALR anticodon-binding domain-containing protein 3. Gene Ontology annotation, molecular function: ATP binding; arginine-tRNA ligase activity; tRNA binding. The record is from RefSeq and is a predicted model, not a curated record. NCBI's taxonomy places the organism in Eukaryota, Metazoa, Arthropoda, Insecta, Lepidoptera, Cosmopterigidae. Bases 1 to 1254 code for a protein of 417 amino acids. The transcript is spliced from 5 exons. Gene Ontology annotation, biological process: arginyl-tRNA aminoacylation; tRNA C3-cytosine methylation.
AUGUUAGAAAACGCUUUGGAAAGGUUUUCUGAGGACGUAUUCCAGUUCGUUACUGGAGAAAGUAAGUGUUGGAAGACUUUGUUAGUGAAAAAGCACACAGAAAAUCUUAACACGGCAGGGGAUUUCAGUUUUCCGAAUACGGUGAAAUCAUGGCAUGAUUUUUUGAAUUUGGAACAAGUGUCAAGCACGGAGCAGGUUUUAAUGAAAUACAUCGGAAAAACUCUGGAGAACUUAGUUGAAGAAUCGGCAAAAUGGUCAUUGCAAAUCCAGAGAGCGACCGAACACAAAGCUCGUGUACAUAUGUUUUUGUUUCGCCCGAAAGCUAUACAGAUUGGACUCCUAGAAGCAACAAAAAACAUCGAUUUAAUAUCGCUUAAAAUGCAAAAGAACACGUCUCCAGUGGUAUGCGACCCUCUAUGUGACGAUAUGAGCUGCAUUACUUCUCUACGUCUUAAAUAUCUCAGUAAAUCAAUACAAAAUUUACAUGCAUUAUGUAGAGAGUGCAAUGAAAAGGCGCCAAAAGUGUUUGUUACUGCAAAAUCGUCAAGUAGAAGCGAUGGGAGUAAAAUUAUUUUGUGUGGAACAGUCUUAAAUGCCAAAACUGGUGUCAAGGAAACUCAAAUUAAUGCUGAUGAUUUUAUAAGGAUAAGACAACAAGAAAUGGCAUUAAUAGCGCAACACAAAUACGGAGUCCGAGUGGCUACAGAUUCAAAGUGGAAGGAGUUCAUAGCGCAUUUAGGUGAAUCCGCUGUUAUAUUUGAGCUGUUACAAGCCAAACCCAGCAUUGCGGUGAAAAUUAAUUUCGAUUGUUCUUCUGCUGGGUCUAGUAGAGGUGCAGCUUUUAUCCUGUACAACUGUGCGAGACUGGAAACAAUAGUACGAACAUUUAAUACCAAGGUAGAAGAAGGCAUUUAUCCACCUUUACCUGAUUUCACAGAAAUUGACUUCAGCUUAUUAACACAGGAGGAUGAAUGGGCGUUAAUAUUCAAUUACGUACUUGGUCUACCUUCACUGUUAACAAAUUGUGUGGGCGCAGAUAAACAUUACGAAUUUCGGCCUCAUCUGAUUUGCGGUUUCCUCUGCUCUAUGGUCAGAGUAUUUAGUCAGUAUUAUAGGAAAAUCAGAGUUUUGACAGAGCAAAGGAAGCACCUCCUGCCAGUGAUGUUUGCUCGAAUCCAUAUGUUGAAAGUGCUAAAUGAUACUUUAAAGACAUGUCUGAGGAUAUUGAGUAUUAAAAGUGUAUCUCAGAUGUAA